Messenger RNA from Impatiens glandulifera, 943 nucleotides. RefSeq lists its product as uncharacterized. The record is from RefSeq and is a predicted model, not a curated record. The transcript is spliced from 3 exons. NCBI's taxonomy places the organism in Eukaryota, Viridiplantae, Streptophyta, Magnoliopsida, Ericales, Balsaminaceae. Bases 179 to 793 code for a protein of 204 amino acids.
CGUAAACGAUAAUCCAUCACCCUCCUCCUCCGAUCGUCUUCCUCGAAACAAAGAGCGGUUUCUCUCUCUCUCUCUCUCCUUCAUUGCAUCCAAAUCGGAGAUUGAUUUCCAAGAACAUUCGAGAUUCAGCUUCCUUUGCAACGGAAGCUCACUCACACGCUGAGAUUGCGUCCGCGAAAUGAAGGACGACGAUGAUCUACCCGUAUCGACACCAACGUCACAUGCAUCAUCAACGGUGACAUUGAAGAAAGAUACAUCAGAUUCGAGCGCAUUCUCUAGAGGUCGUUACAAGUUUUGGGCCUUGGCUGCAAUUUUGCUCCUCGCUUUUUGGUCGAUGCUUACUGGAACCGUCACUCUUCGUUGGUCUGCUGGCAAUCUUAAUCGUUUCUCCGACCAAUUUGAUAUGCCUAACUUUGACGAUCUCGAUGUCCUCGAAAUGGAGGACAGAGAAAAAGUUGUUAGGCAUAUGUGGGACGUGUAUACGAGUGGCCGCCGGAUCAGAUUGCCGCGAUUUUGGCAGGAAGCUUUCGAGGCUGCAUAUGAAGAUUUGGUCAAUGAUGAUUCUGGCGUACGCGAGGUUGCAAUAUCAGAGAUAGCCAAGAUGUCCUUGGGCUCCAUUGAUCUUGAUCCACAGCCCGUUCAAUCAUCUAGCACACAAGCAGUGAAUCAUCAUAAGCAAGAUGUGAAAGGGAACAACAGCAGCAGCAGCAAGCAGGCAGCAGCAUUAACAUCAUCUAGAGGAGCGAACAAACAGCAGCAACAGCAAGCAGGCAGCAGCAUUAAAAUCAUCUAGAACGAGCAAGCAGCAGCAGCAGCAGCAGCGGCAUCAGUCCAAUCAGCAAAAGUUUUGAUUUGCAGUUGUUUCAUUGACAAUGCAAUAUGGAUUCUGCUUCCCAUAAUCAAUCGGUGGACAAAUAGUAGUUAAAUUCAUGUGAAAGUUAUA